AUGGAUACAACUUUGGCUUUUUCAUUAUCAUGGUUUCAUCCAAAAGAAGGUGAAAUUCUUACUGAUGAUCAAUUGCAAAAUAUAUCGGAAAAAUUUGGGGUCGAAAAUUUAAAAGCUGAAUACAGGACCUGGCAAAAGUUUGGAAAAAUAGAAAAUUUGGAUAGAAUCCCAAUAGCAACGGGGGCUUGGUUGGCCAAUUUUUUGAGACGGUUUUUGAGUGUCGUUCCAGCAGUCACGCUGCGUCUCUGGCCAUUGAGGGGUGUUGUUCGUGGGAUGCCAUCAGUUUGCACUUUCUUAAGAGGUUUGUUGUUCCAAGCGGCAGGGCUCCCCUCGCCGCAGGGCGCCCACGGGCAGCCGCAGGCCGGCGUCCCGCAAAGCACUCCGAGUCCGAACCUGGGCUUCCCGAUAGGGGGCGCCGUCGGCGGCAUCAGACGCACUCUAAGCGGAUGGCGGGAAUGGCGCAGGGCCGAUCCGACCCUGAUAAACAGCCUGUGGCGCAGCAAAAUGGGCAACGGGAUCAGGAAACAAUUAGGCAAGUAA
This is a messenger RNA of Brassicogethes aeneus, 540 nucleotides long. NCBI's taxonomy places the organism in Eukaryota, Metazoa, Arthropoda, Insecta, Coleoptera, Nitidulidae. The record is from the annotation of a GenBank genome assembly.